Hevea brasiliensis (rubber tree) is the source of this 1258-nucleotide messenger RNA. Its product is annotated as pyridoxal kinase. The transcript is spliced from 13 exons. Gene Ontology annotation, cellular component: cytosol. Gene Ontology annotation, biological process: pyridoxal 5'-phosphate salvage. Gene Ontology annotation, molecular function: pyridoxal kinase activity. Bases 182 to 994 code for a protein of 270 amino acids. NCBI's taxonomy places the organism in Eukaryota, Viridiplantae, Streptophyta, Magnoliopsida, Malpighiales, Euphorbiaceae. The record is from RefSeq and is a predicted model, not a curated record.
AAUUUCAUUAUAGGUCAACGUCACUGCAAUCUCUUGUACAAAUAGCCACUCUCUUGUCUCGUUCGAUUCGUGACUCAGUCUUUGGUUACUCUUAUUUAAUGCUAAGGUCUUUGUCCGUUAACAGUUCUCAGCUGGAAGAAUUUUCGUACUCACAUUUCCAGAUCGCUUGAUAAAGUCGGAAAUGGCGCCUCCAAUCUUGUCGCUGGUUCUUCCAUCGGAAACUGGUCGGGUUCUCAGCAUUCAGUCUCACACUGUUCAUGGAUAUGUUGGAAAUAAAUCGGCUGUCUUUCCUCUUGAAAUACUUGGCUUUGAUGUUGAUCCAAUCCAUUCAGUACAAUUCUCAAAUCACACAGGAUAUCCUUCCUUUAAAGGCCAAGUUUUGAAUGGACAGCAACUAUGGGAUUUAAUAGAAGGCCUUGAAACAAAUGACUUGCUGUAUUAUACUCAUUUGUUAACAGGUUAUAUUGGUUCAGUUUCAUUUUUGGACACUGUAUUGGAAGUUGUCAACAAGCUUCGCUUCAUAAAUCCCAAACUUACAUAUGUUUGUGAUCCAGUAAUGGGUGAUGAAGGGAAGCUUUAUGUACCACCUGAGCUAGUAGCUGUAUAUCGUGAGAAGGUUGUUCCAGUGGCUUCAAUGUUGACCCCCAACCAGUUUGAAGCUGAAAAUUUGACUGGGUUAAGGAUUGUGACUGAAAAAGAUGGUCUUGAAGCUUGUAAUAUUCUUCAUGCUGCUGGACCUUCGAAGGUUGUAAUUACCAGCAUCAAUAUAGAUGACAAUCUUCUUCUCAUUGGCAGUCAUGAAAAGGAAAAGGGCCAAGAUCCUGAACGAUUCAAGAUUGUGAUACCCAAAAUCCCUGCAUAUUUUACGGGAACUGGAGAUCUCAUGACUGCACUUCUGCUUGGAUGGAGUAAUGUAAUAAAUAUCCUGACAACCUGGACAGGGCAGCAGAACUUGCAGUAUCAAGCCUGCAGGCAGUACUGCAGAGGACUGUGAAUGACUACAAAAGAUCUGGAUAUGAUCCACAAACAAGCAGUUUAGAGAUCAGAUUAAUCCAAAGUCAGGAUGACAUUCGCAAUCCUGAAGUUAUAUACAAAGCUGAAAAGUAUUAAUAAAUAGGUGUAGUGUGUUGAAGUUUAUGGGCACUUUGCAUACGCAAUUGAGACCUAUUUGGUUGGACACAAUUUUGCAAUUCCUUUUGCAGCUAUGCGUUAUCUUCUCAAACAUGUAAUUUUUUAAUGUUCAGCCACAUUUUUUGAA